Molecule: messenger RNA, 1102 nt
Organism: Chara braunii
Lineage: Eukaryota; Viridiplantae; Streptophyta; Charophyceae; Charales; Characeae
Source: the annotation of a GenBank genome assembly
GGGUCAUCGUUAUCGUUAUCGCAAGGGAAUGCUCAAGGAGGAGAAUCAUCUGGAGCGAUGAAGGAGCUUGUAACUCAGCUGCUCGCAAAAGAGGAGGCGAAAGCGGCAAGGAGGAAAGCGAAGGAAAAGAAAGAAAAGGAGGAGAAGGAGAAAAAACUGAAGGAGCAGCAAAGAAAGGAGGAAGAGGAGAAGAAAGAACUGGAGCGAAAGGAGAACGAACAGCGGCUGUCAAGGAUUGUCAAGGAACAAUUGGCGGAGUGGGGACCACCACUGAGAGCUGUUCCAAGAACCAGCAGGAGUGAAAGAGGGAGAAGCACGCAUAGAUGGCGGCCGCGAAGGAUACCAUACGUACCCGACGGAUGGGCAAUAUCGGAUGACGACGUUGAAGGCCUGAGGGAAAAAACGGCGGACCUCUGCUUACGUACUGAGAAGCGCAAGAGGGAGACAAGGGAAGAGGAGUCCUUGUCCACGCCACCAUCCAUCCUGAUGAUGAUGACAAAACCCUCACCCUGUGGUGAUGUCGAAGCACGCCCUGUUGAUGAUGAUGGUGAUAACUAUGAUGAUGACGAGCAACACCCUGACGAGCAGCCUCCUGGUGAUGAUGACGAAACCCUUACCAUGGUGGCGCUAUCGAACUACACCCUAUUGAUGAUGAUGAUGAUGAUUCCAAGCAGCUCCAGUGCAACGAUGCCAGAUGAUGUCGUUGAAGAGGAUGACAACCCAUGCGCACUUCAGGUCCCAAGGGCUGACUCCGCUGUGCUCCACAGGCACGGACUAACCCAACGCCUCAUGGCCCUUUGCCACGGGCAAAACCGCAGCGGCGAUGGGGCAAAACGUGAAACCCCCGAGUUACCGUCGAGGGUCGGUCUAUCCUCCACGUCAGCCAGUGACGUGGCCUAGACCAGUGCCUCCAGGCCCUGCGCGUGCGCUAUGCGCUGGAAUUGCCGGCUGGAAGAUCACCACCUCCUGCCAUCGCCCCGAUAUUGCGCUCCAGCUUAGAACUCCGCCGUGGUUGAUGCCGGGGCGCAGCGCUCCCAGUAGCGCUGCGCCCCUAUCGUUCGACCCAGCUAAUUGUAAUAAACAACAAAAGCACAAUUACCGC